UCGCCGGGUGCCCCUGGUGCGCGCCAGCCGCGGCGGAGUCGUCCGGCUGGCGUUUGCUUUUCGAGCCUCGAAGUGAGUCAGUCAGUCAAGCGUCGACCAUCGUCGAGAUCGGUCGCGUCGUUGCGUUCCAAUCGCAACAAAACGCCGAACCCUCGAUCCUCCUCGAUCAACGCGACGUACUCGUGACGAUUCGUUAUGAAUUUUUCAACGAUCACAAGAAGGACACACAGAUCGUGACCGCCAGCCGUGUUCCAAUCGACGAUCCGCGAUCGAUGGAGUUCAAUCGUGGCUCCCGUUGAUUCGCAAUCUUCGAGCGAUCGUCGAACUCGUGCCACUGCCGUCCGUGAGUUCUUUUUCUUUCUUUUUUUUUUUUUUUUCAACGCGUUACGCGAUUCGCUAUCGCGACAGUGUCCGGUUCAUUUUUAUUUCCGUCGAAAAUGCUGUCGCGCGACUUUCUGACAUUCGCGACUGUGGUUUCCGGCCUGUCUGUGGUGGUUGGUGCUUCCGUGGAUUCCGACUCCGGCGACUACGAGGUGCUCGCUGAUAACGAGGGAAAGUCCGAUGACAAUGAUUGGGGAAACGUACGCGAAGUUAGGUGUUAUUGCAAUCAACCGGAAUGCGUGUCUCAAGGAUACAUGUGUCGUGGCAGGGGCUGCUUCACCGAGUUACCAUCUAACACGAAUCCUUCGUUAUUGAGAGCAGAGCACAGCGCGUACGGCGGCUGCCUUGACGAAAGUUACAAGGAGCGGCAAUGUCCCACGGGAUACCUCUGUUGCGAGCAGGAUCUUUGCAACCACGUGGAUAGUCCAGCCAUGAGAAACAGACUCAACAAGACUCUUCAAGUGUUGGCGGGUGACCAGCGACCUUUCCUCGGCCCCGUGCAGACGGUCAAUCACGGCGGCCAGUCGACGGACGGUUGGUUCAAAACUGCGACGAUCGCUGUGCCGAUUUGUGGUCUAGUCGUUCUACUGAUAUUGGCCAGCCUCGCCAUUCGAUUGCUUCAACCUGUACCGACGCAGAACGACAAACUCGGGCCACAUAGAAUGCCCGACAAUGGGCCACCGUUAUUAGGACCGAAAGUGCCUCUCGUUUGAAAAGACACCAUCAGCGAUCCAAAGACGUUCGAUAAAGUGUUCUAGCGGAUAGACAUUAGUUAAGACUAUCUGUAGAAAGCUAGCGGGCUUAUGAUGGCUCCACUUGGCUGUGAAUUUUGUGAAAAAAAAAAAAAAGCGACUGCUGUAAAUUAUAACACUGCGCGUUGUGCAACGAUUGCUGCGAUUCCUCGCCAAACAACGACGCCACCGAAUUAGUCGUCGUAGUCGUGUGUUCGCGAGGGUGUGAAAAAGGGCCAAUAUAAAGUAUAAAUCGAGGACCUUUGUACAUGACUUUGUUAACGAUGAUAACGAAACGCAUGAUACCGCCUUUAUUUGUAGCACUGUAAAUAGAUCAUGUAUUUUCUAUCGUGUUAGAUGAUACCGUUUAAUUAGGUGGCGUACGAGUUGCAAUGUAAUCGCGUUUCACGGAUCUCGUCUACCUCUUGAUGUUCGAAGACGAGUAAUCUAGCCGCGAGAUCGUAGCUGACGUUACGAUAACAAUCUCAGAGGGAUUCACGUAUAAUUCAGCAAUAAAAGCUAACGUUUUUUUUUCCAACGAGAAAACAUAUGGCGGAUGAAAACGAGUGAAGAACAAUAAAAGUCUGAUAUCUGU
Molecule: messenger RNA, 1707 nt
Organism: Hylaeus anthracinus
Lineage: Eukaryota; Metazoa; Arthropoda; Insecta; Hymenoptera; Colletidae
Product: BMP and activin membrane-bound inhibitor homolog
Exons: 3
Coding region: 438-1094 (218 amino acids)
Source: RefSeq, a predicted model, not a curated record